AUGAAGUUCACCGUCCUCGCCUCUCUCUUCUUCGCUGCCGCCGCCCUCGCCGCUCCCACCGAGGUUGAGCGCGACGCUACCCUCGAGCUCGCCGACCGCGAGGCCAAGGUCGACCCCGUCGUUGCCGACCUCCCCGCCCGCGACGGCGAGCUCGUCGACCGCGCCUGCCUCUACCCCUCCAAGUGCUGGGGCAGCUGGUCGCCCGCCUCGUGCGAGAAGUACUGCGCGUACUACGGCCCCAAGUACCACUACUACGGUUACAGCACCUCGGGUUGCGCCAAGGGCUGGAACCGCUGCUGCUGCCAAUGA
Messenger RNA from Vanrija pseudolonga, 309 nucleotides. RefSeq lists its product as uncharacterized. The transcript has a single exon. Bases 1 to 309 code for a protein of 102 amino acids. Lineage: Eukaryota; Fungi; Basidiomycota; Tremellomycetes; Trichosporonales; Trichosporonaceae. The record is from RefSeq and is a predicted model, not a curated record.